AUGCUUGAAACAACCAUUCCGCAAUUUCAAGAUUUCACAAUAAAGAUAUACCUUUUCAAAGAUGUCAAGAACAGUAAAGAAAUACGGUCUAAUGUUGCUGAAUAUCCGUUUGCAUUUAUAAAUGGUAGAACAAUUUGUUCUCUUGAACAGAUAAUGGCAGCUUUGUACAGAGUUUUAAUUGAAAAACACUAUAACAAGAUUAGAACCAAAAGUCUAACAUCAGAAUGUUUACUAUGUCUUGCACCUACUUCAAAUAUUGGGGAAGUGUUUAAAAGAUUUGGGUUAAAGGACGAUACCAGGGAAAUAGUAUGUGUCGAAAUUAUCAAGGUAAACAAUAACACUACAGAUCAUAUUUCUAUUGAAUCAAUUGUUCAAGGGACAGAGAUAGAAGUAACUGAUGACCAUUUAAAACAAUUUUGUGAUAAAGAUUUGAUAAGAGAUAUUUAUAAGUUUGAUCCUUCUUUCCAACUUAGUUCAAUGGCGGAUCUAACAAGGGCAGUAGUUAAUAGUAUUCAAUUGAGAGGCCUGUAA
Molecule: messenger RNA, 531 nt
Organism: Arxiozyma heterogenica
Lineage: Eukaryota; Fungi; Ascomycota; Saccharomycetes; Saccharomycetales; Saccharomycetaceae
Gene: CGI121
Product: Cgi121p
Exons: 1
Coding region: 1-531 (176 amino acids)
Biological process (GO): tRNA threonylcarbamoyladenosine modification
Cellular component (GO): EKC/KEOPS complex; cytosol; nucleus
Source: RefSeq, a predicted model, not a curated record